AACCCUACGUAUUAGGUAUUAGCAUCGUAGAACUACAACCUGGCUAUAACAGUAGCGAUUAGUCGAUAGAUUGUCUUUGGAUUUGUUAGACAACUUGCACAACACCAAAUCGUCAGCCAUGAACAUGGACAAGUGGGUGCAACUAAAUAAUCAGGCAGCUGGUAGAGAUAAAAUAGCACGUUUGAUACAAUAUGCAUCUCGUGCCCUAUGGGAUUCUCUGGAAGCGGCCGACAAAAGUCCGGCCAUGGUGGAAGAUUUCAAAUCACUGGAAUAUAUACUAAGCACAUUCCGUAAAUUGCUGCGUUUUGGCAAAUGUCUGGAUGUCUUCUAUGCCAGUUUAAGAACAAUACAUUAUCCCGACUUGGCCAUACGUGUCACCCUGACAGCUGGUAAAUUAUCACAGGCUCUGUUUCUGUUUGCCGAUCAUUUCCUUUGGCUGGCCCGCACCGGUCUCUUUAAGAGUAUCGAUGCCAAGAAAUGGGGCAAAUAUGCCAACAAGUAUUGGCUGCUCUCGAUCAUUAUGAAUUUAUGCAGAGACUUUUAUGAAAUCAUACGUUUGGUGGACUUACAUAAGGCCUCGAUACGCGGUGGUAUUUCACGCAGUAUUCCAUGCAACAUAAAAUCAAGCAAAGAUUUUAGCCGCCUUGCUUUGCAAUCUUAUGCCAUGGUUUUGGGCCAUAAGGACGUAUUUGUGGAUACUGUUAAGAACGUAUGCGACUUCUUUAUACCACUGACAGCAUUGGGUUAUACCAAACUGACACCACGUACAAUUGGUGUCCUCGGUGCGAUAUCUUCAUUGGCCGGUUUGAUUGCAAUGAUUGAACCAACUGCUAAAUUAACACCUGCUUAAUGUUAUUGUAACUAAUGAUAUUGAUGUUUUUGUUUUAGGAAAAAGAGUUUUUUCAUCUAUUAUUUAUAUUGGACACAUAUUUAAUCUA
Messenger RNA from Musca domestica (house fly), 938 nucleotides. It is a transcript of the gene Pex11ab, whose product is annotated as peroxisomal membrane protein 11B. Gene Ontology annotation, biological process: peroxisome fission; regulation of peroxisome size. The transcript is spliced from 3 exons. Bases 119 to 850 code for a protein of 243 amino acids. The record is from RefSeq and is a predicted model, not a curated record. Gene Ontology annotation, cellular component: peroxisomal membrane. Lineage: Eukaryota; Metazoa; Arthropoda; Insecta; Diptera; Muscidae.